Molecule: messenger RNA, 546 nt
Organism: Saprolegnia diclina VS20
Lineage: Eukaryota; Oomycota; Saprolegniomycetes; Saprolegniales; Saprolegniaceae
Exons: 5
Coding region: 1-546 (181 amino acids)
Source: RefSeq, a predicted model, not a curated record
AUGAACUGGAUGCUGCUCUUGACGCUGCUCAACCUCGUCAUGACGGGGCUCUACUUCUACAAGAGCGUCGUGCUCCUCGAGCUCACGCAGGAGCUCAACACGUUCGACAAGCUCCACACCGAGUUUGGCCGGCAAGAGAUCGAAGCCGCCUGGGAGACAAUUGAAGACUUCCACGAGAACCACGAGCAUCCCGCCUGCGCGUUGCAGGAGUAUGCGGUCGGCAACAUGGCGCACGUCAAGGCGGUCGAUGGCGCCCGCGCCCGCCUCGUCCACUGGUACCAAAAGGUCACGUACUUUCACCGCCAUGGCCUUCUGGAAGACCGCCUCUUUGCCGAGUUCCCAGGCGCCUUCCGCACGCAGCAAUUCAUCGAGCGCGUCGAGCCGCUCUCGCUCCUCGUCUGCGCCCAGCGUGGCGUGCCGGACUGCCACCUCCUCUUUGACACGCUCCGAAGCAUGUAUGGGCUGCCGGCGCGCUCCGGCAAGAUGCAAUGUGUGCCCGACGUGACGGUGGCGACAGCCGCAGCGCAGGAGAAGGAAGAGUUGUAG